UUCGGAAAACCCGAGACCCUCCCUCCCCUGUCUGCCCUCGCCCCAAAUCAUCGUCCCACACACGAAAUCUGGGGACCCGGGCAACCCGGCAGUUGACUCUUUCCCCAAUCAGUCUAGCGAAAGCUCCCCGCCGGCCGCCAUGGUCGAGGUCGCGGCGUCCCGUGACGAGGAGGAGGCGGCUCCCUUGGUCUCCGCCGCCGGCGAGGGCCGCCGCCGCGGCGCAGGCGCAGCGUCGGAGACCCGUGACCUGCACGUCCUGAGCUCCGCCUUCUUCUUCGUCUUCCUCGCCUACCACGCCGCCCAGAACCUCCAGAGCACGGUUAACACGGACGAGAACCUGGGGUCGAUUUCGCUGGGGCUGCUGUACGCGUCGUUCACGGCGUUCUCGGUGGUCGGGUCGCCGGUGGUGCGGCGGUUGGGGUCCAGGAGCGCGCUCGUGCUCGGCACCUCCGGCUAUCUCCUCUUCAUCGCCGCCAAUCUCGCCCCCUCCUGGUAUACAAUGGUACCAGCUUCGCUAUACCUGGGUUUUACUGCUUCGAUCAUUUGGGUUGGGCAGGGCACAUAUCUCACUUCUGCUGCCCUCAGCCAUGCAAGAGACAAUAAUCUAGCUGAUGGUCCGACUUUAGGAAGCUUUAAUGGAGAGUUUUGGGGAGUGUUUGCUAGCACACAGGUCAUUGGAAAUUUGAUCUCCCUUGCUCUACUGAGAAAUGGAAAGGACGGAGGAAGUGUAACAGGAAAAAAUCUGCUGUUUGUUGUGUUCCUUGGCUGCAUGAUUAUUGGUAUUGUAUUAAUGUGUUUACUGUCCAAAAGGGACGAGAAGCGAGAUAAUGCUUCGACACACUCCUCAUUUGGAGCUAUGUUGAAGUAUAUUGUUGCCCCUCUAAAGGACCGAAGGAUGCUUCUUUUAAUCCCUAUUAUAGCAUAUUCAGGUUUACAACAGGCAUUUGUAUGGGCCGUCUUCACAAAGAGUAUUGUGACACCUGUGCUUGGCAUAUCUGGAGUCGGUGGCGCCAUGGCAAUAUAUGGUGCAUCUGAUGUAGUCUGUUCAUUGGUUGCUGGGCGCUUUACAUCUGGGCUUCAUUCAGCUACAUUUAUAGUUUCAGUUGGAGCUGUUCUUCAGGCUGUAGUCCUAUUUUGGUUGCUACUUUUUUACAGUCCCAUGGAUGGACUACUUGGUGCAGCAGUUCCACUAUUCAUAGGUGCCUUAUGGGGUGUUGGUGAUGGAGUCUUGAAUACACAGUUAAGCGCUUUACUGGGGUUGCUGUUCGAGGAUGUCAAGGAGGCGGCUUUUGCACAGCUGAAGGUUUGGCAAUCAGGUGCCAUUGCAGUCAUCUUCUUCCUGAGCCCAAGCAUCACAUUACAAGCCAUGCUUAUCUUGAUGGCCACGUCCCUCGUCAUCUCAUUUGGCUCAUUCCUGUUGCUUACUCUUGUUGUUGAGAAGCCAUCAUCAACCACAAGAUGAGGCAGAGAUCCCUCUUCCAGUGUCCAGAUGGUCACUCCAUGUCUUCACCACGGUUACCAUGAACAUGUACAAUCACAUUCUGUAUUCACCAGUGAUGAAUCUGGGAGGGAAAUGCGCCGGCAUCUGUCACCUGCAACGGCGCAGAAGUUGCGUGACGCCACUACUUUCAGCCAUUGUUGUGAAGUCAAAAGAUUGCACCCAAAAUUCGGGAAGCAGACCUGCCCUGCAUUCUGGUCUGUUAGCAUGUUGCCAUCUCUUGUCUCUCCUGUGAAGUUUUAGUUGUUCCUACUUCCUAGCAAUGUUACAUUAUUCAUAUACAUAUACAAUUACAAACUAUUAUUCAUUCCUAAGGUUGAGUUUAAAGGCAUCUGGCUUUACACCUUCUCA
Molecule: messenger RNA, 1849 nt
Organism: Brachypodium distachyon (stiff brome)
Lineage: Eukaryota; Viridiplantae; Streptophyta; Magnoliopsida; Poales; Poaceae
Product: UNC93-like protein 3
Exons: 10
Coding region: 140-1462 (440 amino acids)
Biological process (GO): potassium ion homeostasis
Source: RefSeq, a predicted model, not a curated record